UUAACCUGCACCCGGCAGAGCUCAGGCUCAUGAUAGCAUCACGCCCCCGUUUCCUAACUGAAGGCACGUCGUCUUGAGCUCCAUCACGACGAAAGACCCCCUUCUCUCUCUCUCCGUCGUCGUCCAAUUACAGACCCAUAAACUGCGCCCCGUGGCUCACGUUAGAGCUAUCCCUAAUCUCCAUAUUCACCAGAUCCCAUAUCUCAUCGGUUCCACAAUCAAAUGCGUCCCUUUAGAUUCUCAUGCAUCGCUCGGUGCUAACCUGCGCCGGCCGAAGGAAAUAGUAGACAUGGCGGACCGCCGCCGGAUUCUGCGCCCGCGGCCGCCGAGGUGUGAGGGUUCGGCCGGGAGCUGCUGGCGGCGUGCAUGACGUGUCCCCUCUGCAAGAAGCUCCUCAGAGACGCGACCACAAUCUACGAGUGUCUUCACACGUUUUGCAGGAAAUGCAUUCUAGAGAAGCUAACAGAUGAGGAGGUUGACUGCUGUCCAAUAUGCAAUAUUGAUUUAGGUUGUGUUCCAGUAGAAAAACUCAGGCCAGAUCACAGUUUACAAGAUGUAAGAGCAAAGAUUUUCCCCUUCAAAAGGAGAAAGGUCAAUGCUCCUGAAGUUGCAGAGGCAAUAACAUUGCCUGUUAGAAGAAAGGAAAGAUCACUUUCUUCAAUAGUGGUCAAUACUCCUCGAGUACCAACACACUCCGGGUUAACAGGAAGGAGAACGAAAGUUAUGACGAGAAGGGCCUCUAGCUUACGUGGACGAAGCCCUCUUAUUGAUGAACCCAUCAAGAAAGAAGGCAAUAAUGUUGAUGAUCAUAUAGAGAACUCAAGCUCGGCUGAAACUCUGAUCAAGAUGACCCAAAAUAAGAGGCAGGGUUCUUCUAAUGCUGAGCCAUCAAAUGAAACAAUUAAUAGCGAUUUAGAGAACGGCGGAGAAAGCUUCAGUGAUAAACCUGAUCUUUGGAAACCUCUAAAUUGUUUGGUUGAAGCAGCCAAUAGAACAAGGGGUCUCAAGUCAGGUCCACCAAGUCCAGUUAUUAAGGCAGAACAAAGCAAUGAUCAUGAUAAUGAAGUUGAUUUGCGUAAAGGCAAGAUGAAGGAUUAUCCAAAAAAAUUGAGAGUUCUUGGUGACAAGAAUGUCGAUGGCAGUGGGCCCAUUCCGCCAGCUGUCAAGACUAGAAGAAGACGGAGAAGGAGAGAUCUUGGAACCUCCACUCAGGCUCUGAUUGAUGCUGCACUUGCCACACGAGCAAGGAGGAUUUGUCCAAUAUGGCUUUCCUUAGUUCCGUCGUCUGACCCGCAAAGGGAUCUAACACUGCCUCAAAAUUCUGCCUGCUACUUAAGAAUUAAAGACGGCAAUCUACCAGUUUCUUUUAUCCAAAAGUACCUCGUGAAGAAAUUUAGUCUUUCGAAUGAAACUGAGGUGGAGAUCGAGUGUCAAUGUGAGCGCGUGGACCCUGCAUCAUCAUUGCUCAGCUUGGCCGAUAUCUGGCUGCGAAAUAAACAAAUUCAAAGAACGCAGGUAUCACUCGGCGCCUCAGCCAAGGAUUUCGUUUUGGUGUUGAACUACAAUUGCAAGACUCCAACCACUUGAGAAUGGGUCUCCAAUUUUACAUGGCUUUUAUAAAGUCUUCCUUUAAUUUGAUCAUUAAAAUCUUGUUGAGAAACUUGAUAUAUGCUUCUGAGAGAACAUUUGUCUUCAUACUCAUUCAGAUUUGUACGGAGUAAUCUGUGCAAUUGAGAAGGAUAUGAUAAUGGUUGGGAGCAAUUAAGAAGGAUAUGAUUAUAGUUUACUUAACGGAGGAGGUGAUCUAUAAUAGAAUAAAAUGAAAGAAUAAAAUUUAUGUAUAUGAUCACAUAUAUUUGGGAUAAAGGCUUUAUUGCUGUUGUUGUACUGAAUAAUUCUGCACAGUGAUUUGUCAACAGGUGAGAUUGAUGUAUUUUUGUUCAUAUUUGUGAAGAAUAAUUUACAUUUGUUCUUAUGCUUAAAAGUGGCUAUACUAUUGUC
Molecule: messenger RNA, 2001 nt
Organism: Asparagus officinalis (garden asparagus)
Lineage: Eukaryota; Viridiplantae; Streptophyta; Magnoliopsida; Asparagales; Asparagaceae
Product: E3 ubiquitin protein ligase DRIP2-like
Exons: 8
Coding region: 367-1587 (406 amino acids)
Molecular function (GO): ubiquitin-protein transferase activity
Source: RefSeq, a predicted model, not a curated record